Messenger RNA from Dufourea novaeangliae, 738 nucleotides. It is a transcript of the gene e(r), whose product is annotated as enhancer of rudimentary homolog. The record is from RefSeq and is a predicted model, not a curated record. The coding region runs from base 338 to 649 and encodes 103 amino acids. NCBI's taxonomy places the organism in Eukaryota, Metazoa, Arthropoda, Insecta, Hymenoptera, Halictidae. The transcript is spliced from 3 exons.
UUUUAUAACGAAAAAUUCAUUUUUUUUUCUUCUAUAACUAUUGGUUAUCGUAAACAAAGUUGUAAAAGUGCUUCGACAGAAAGCAAACUUUUAACCUACACUCGAUUCUCUUCGAAUCAGGCGUAUUUAGAAAUGGUUGAUUGUUGGUGUUUACUGGCAUUGACUAUUGCUGACCAAUAACCGACAAUACGGAUUUAGCUUCUUCCAAAAUACCGAUGCUCACAAGACUUGAAUUUGAGCGGACACAUGCAAACGUUGGAUACGCAAUUGUUUGACUUAGAUAAUUAAACGAACACCGGUGCAUUUUUUGUAGUAUAGUCACCGGCUAAACGCAGGAAUGUCUCAUACAAUAUUACUUGUUCAACCAGGCAACAGACCUGAGACAAGAACAUAUUCAGACUAUGAAAGUGUUAACGAAUGCAUGGAAGGAGUAUGCAAGAUUUAUGAGGAGCAUUUAAAGAGGCGAAACCCAAAUACUCCAACCAUAACAUAUGACAUCAGUCAAUUAUUUGAUUUUAUUGAUCAACUCACAGAUUUAUCAUGUCUUGUUUAUCAAAAGUCUACAAAUACGUAUGCUCCAUACAACAAAGAUUGGAUUAAAGAAAAAAUAUAUGUUUUAUUACGCCGAGCUGCAGGACAUAGCGAGUAAAAAUAGAUAAAGAUAGACAUAUGUUUUUAAGAAUAAGACAAAUUAACUUUAAGUAAAGGUCUAUAUUACCGUUUGUAAUAAUAAAUACA